Messenger RNA from Acanthaster planci (crown-of-thorns starfish), 7040 nucleotides. RefSeq names its product regulator of telomere elongation helicase 1-like. Gene Ontology annotation, cellular component: nucleus. NCBI's taxonomy places the organism in Eukaryota, Metazoa, Echinodermata, Asteroidea, Valvatida, Acanthasteridae. Gene Ontology annotation, molecular function: DNA binding; DNA helicase activity; DNA polymerase binding. Gene Ontology annotation, biological process: negative regulation of t-circle formation; DNA recombination; DNA repair. The record is from RefSeq and is a predicted model, not a curated record.
ACAUGUUCUGGCACGAAAAACAAGCUCAGAGAGGAGCGAGAUUGACGAAAUAAAACCCUGACAUGACCAGACGUAACGUGACCACUACAUGUACAAAUACGUCGCCCUUUCUUUGGGAAUUUUGCUCUCGCUUCUUUGUUUGACAGAAGUCAUACAUGUACAUCUAGCAAGAAAAGCCUGCAUCAAACAGAAGAAUGCCAUUGAUUAAGUGCAAAGGUGUCAACAUUGAGUUCCCUUUUGAACCUUAUGACUGCCAACAAGAUUACAUGAGCAAGGUUGUGGAGUGCCUGCAAUCUGGCAAGAAUGGCAUUCUGGAGAGCCCCACUGGUACAGGCAAGACUCUCUGCCUCUUGUGCUCGGCGCUGGCCUGGCGUAACACCUACAUCUCCCAGCAAGAGCUGGGCCGAUGCCUGCAGGGGGACAGCGGGGACUGGCGAGCUGGGGACCAGGGUAGCUUCAGGCAGAAACUUGCUGCUGAGUUGAAGGAAGGUGCAGGUACCUGGGACGAAGGCCAACAAGGCAUGUUUGUGGAUCGUCCCCGGAUCAUCUAUGCUUCCAGAACUCACUCCCAGCUAUCACAGGCAGUAGACCAGUUGAAGGAUACAGCUUACAGGCCGCGAGUGGCUGUCAUUGGCUCCAGAGAGCAGCUUUGUAUCCACCCAGAUGUACAGAAAGCAGAGAGCAACUCAACAAAGGUUCACAUGUGCAGGGCCAAAGUUGAUAGUAGAACUUGCCACUUCUACAACAAUUUGGACCAGAAAAAGGCCGAUAAGGCGUUCACGGAUAAUAUUUUGGACAUCGAAGAUCUUGUCAAACUGGGAAAUAAACACAAAGUGUGUCCUUACUACAUGGCCCGCGAGUUAAAGGCCAACGCUGACAUAAUCUUCAUGCCUUACAACUACCUUCUGGAUUCCAAGUCUCGACGCAUCCACGGCGUAGAGCUACAGGGGAAUGUCGUCAUCUUUGACGAGGCACACAACGUUGAGAAGAUGUGUGAGGAGAGUGCAUCCUUUGACCUGACCUCAUUUGACCUCGCUUCCUGUGUGGAGGAGACAGAUCACCUACUCAAGAAGACCGUAGAGGUCGACAUGUGCAACCAGCAAUUCAGGGCUGCUGACUCCGGCGGAGAGGGGGAAUUUGACACAUCAGCGCUAGCAACUUUGAAGAAGUUGUUUCUGGAUCUUGAGAAUGAAAUAAACGGUAUGAACCCACCGGAGGCAGGCAUCACCAAGCCCGGCAGCUUCAUCUACGAGUUGUUUGCCAAGGUACACAUCACUUUUGAGACCAAGGUGGAGCUCCUACAACUCCUGGAGAAGAUGGUCUCGCAUCUCACCACGAGUUCCACGAUAUUCCACAACAAAGCAGCUGGCUUACAGAAAUUCUGUGACAUCAUUAAUAUUGUCUUCAACAGAGACACUCCUUCAGGGACGGUCUCAGAAGCUAGCAGGUGCUACAAGGUCCACAUCCGAGCCUCCGCACCUCAGAAGAAGGCCGGCCGUACAGAUCUGUGGACCAGCAGCAAUGCAGCGAAAGCCAAGAAGCAAGGCUAUACCUUGAGCUACUGGUGUUUCAGUCCUGGAUUCAGCAUGAAGGAUCUGGUGUCUCAGGGAGUCCGUAGCAUCAUCUUGACAAGUGGGACGUUAUCCCCUCUGAACUCCUUCAAGUCGGAGCUCCAAAUUGAUUUCCCCAUUCAGCUGGAGAACCCUCAUGUGAUCUCUAAACACCAGAUGACGGUGGCUGUCAUGACCAAAGGGCCCGACGGCACGGUCCUCAACUCCUCUUACAACACACGCUUCAACCGAGACUAUGUCAUGUCACUGGGCAACGCCAUCGUGAACUUUUCACGUCUGGUACCCAAUGGUCUUCUGGUAUUUUUCCCAUCAUAUCCCGUGAUGAACCAUGCUCUUGAACAAUGGCAGGAAGCAGGUAUAAAGCAACGUAUCACUCAGUACAAGGAAGUCUUUGUAGAACCCAAGGGCAAGGUCAUUUUUAUAGAGACGAUUGAGUCCUUCUACGAGAAGAUCAACGACCCCAAGCUAAAUGGUGCUUGUUUCUUUGCCGUUUGCAGAGGGAAGGUAUCUGAGGGUUUAGAUUUUGCUGAUAUCAACGGCAGAGCUGUGGUCAUCACAGGGCUCCCCUUCCCACCCAGAAUGGACCCUCGUGUCGUCCUGAAGAUGCAGUAUCUGGAUGAGACAAAGCGAAGAAAUCCUGGCUCUCUAAGUGGGCAGGAGUGGUACCGUCAGCAAGCAUCCCGAGCCGUCAAUCAAGCCAUUGGCAGGGUCAUACGACACAAGGAAGACUUUGGUGCUAUAUUACUCUGUGAUACAAGGUUCUCUAACUGGGAUGCACGGAACCAGCUGCCCUCAUGGGUCCGUCCCUACGUCAACAUCUACGACCAGUUUGGGAAAGGUGUGAGGGAUCUGACGAAUUUCUUCAAGGAGACAGAGAGAACGAUGCCUAAACCUCAACCCAAGCAAGUCCGAUCUUCAGUCCCAGUUCGGAUCGACCAAGACCAGUGCCAGCAGCAAGCUCUUCCAACAACAUCAUUAUCAUCAGCCGGACCAGUCAUUAAAGCCAAGCAUGUCGACACCCAUGUCCCAAGUCUGAAGAGGAACCAUGACGGAAGUCACGUGUCUGAAGCACAGUUGAAGAUAAUGUAUGAGGACUCGCGUCCCAAGCAAGCCAAGAAGGGAGUGGGUCUACUCAAUGCUCUCAGCAGUGUCGAGAACACACCAGAAGAUGACGAUGAUGGCUUCCUUUCCCAGAGAAUCAACAAACCGACUAGUCAGGAGGCCAGGCUGUCAAAACGACUGGACCAGCAGAAGAAGAAAAAGAUCAUCAUUAAACAGCAAAAUGGUUUAGACUCAGUGGGCAAUACUGCUGGACUUCCCCCGCCAACUGCCUCUAGCAAGCAGGAGAGGAAGGAUAGAGGAGCCAAUCCAAGCAUGGCAUCGGCUCAAGACUACAUUGCUCAGGUUAAAAAGACACUAAGUCAAGAUUCGUACAAGACAUUUUCGUCCAUCAUGCAGACAUAUAAAAAGACGGACAACUUUGGAGAAAUGGUUGCAGGCAUCGCAGAUCUCUUCACAGAAGACGAGUCCAAAUUUCCCCUCUUUAGAAAUUUCUACACCUUCGCUCGCCCUCAUCACAAGAAGCAGUUCCACACCAUCUGCAUUAAUCUUACUGGGCAGGGAUGCGGAUACAAACCAGAGCACAGCAUCCCUCCAAAGAAACUAGAGAAGCAGAAACCGUUCACCCCUUCCACGUCAAUUGAUCGAAGUAAGUCGGGUCCACCAGAGCAAAAUCGCCUACAGAAUGGGCCACUUUCAUGCAAAGGCGUGAUUAUCAGCAAAGCUGCUAACCCUACUAAGAGGCACAAGCCAGACAGCUUUGAUCUGUCAUCAGCGGGUAUCAGCAAUAACACAACUGGACCUGACAGAGCUGCUUGCCCUCUAGAACUUAGUGAAGAAGUACCAAGGAAAAGUCUUCCUAGAGAGGACACAGUGUCAAAGUCAUCAUUUGUCCCUCCUGCAUCAGAAUCUGAUCUCUCUGCUGAAUCCUUGGCUAACUUGAACAAAACGGCAUCAUCAACUUGUGUCGAGAACAACGUGGACAGUUUUACUGCCAAAUCAAAGGUGGACCCAUCUGCUGAUUCUGUGAAAGGAGAUUCAAAAAGCAUACCGAGCAAUACCUCAGAGCUUGAAGCAAAGAAGGUCAAGACCAGCUCUUGUGAAGUUCAAGAUAUAGGUGUUCCCUCGGCAGAUGUGUCCAUUACCCUCACAAAACCACCUGAAAGCAAGCCAAAUUGUGUCAGACAACAACUGGAAAGGUCAAGGUUAAAAGUGCAUCAAGGAGAAAACUCAGGUGAUUGCAAAGAAAGGGAGAAGCCAUCUGUAGACGAUAGGGAUACAGUCAAGAAUUCUACUGGAGAUCCGUUCAGAGAUGUCAGAAGCUCUGACUCUAAGAAAAUAAGAAAUGCAGAUUCACAAAGACAGGAUUCCAAAAGCAAACCAGGAGGCAGUCUGUCUGAGGAUGCUCCCUGUUUCUCCGAAGAGCCAAAGGUAGAAUUCGAAGACUCCCAAGAAGAAGAUGCUGAGGAACCAAUGUCCUUGGAAUCCAGCACAGAUGAAGAUCCUGUUCUAAAUGCCAGUGACGAGCUCUUUGAUGCUGCUUUUAGCUCAUCUAACCCUUUGAUGGGAAAAUCUGAAGAGGCCCACGAAAACAAAACCGAAACCAAAGGAUUUACAGAUAAAGAUCAAAGAACAGCCUCUUUGUUAGAGGAUUUGCCAGGACCGAGUAUAGGAGGAGCAACCUCUCAAGUAGAACCAGCCCCAUCAGCUAGAGAAGAACCAGAUAAUUCAUGCAGUCGGCCAAAGGCUGAUCCACCUGUUGCGCAAGGAUCCAAAAGGUGGAGAAUUCAGAAGAUGGUUGAUGAAGUGAAACGGACCCUCAGUGAUUUAGGAGCCCUGGAAGGAAGGAGCAACAGAGGGAGUCUGAAGAUUGAGAAUACCAGGUCUCAGAGAGAAGUAGGAGGGAAAGACAGCCACUGUCAGGUAGUUCAGAAGAACUGCAACAAUUUCAGCCCAAGAAGCAACAUAUUUAAACCCUCUUCCAAGGUGAAAUCAAGUAGCUCACAGGAUGAUUUUCAGUCACCAUCCCAACUCAAGUCGAGUAAAAGGAAUAAAUCAGACAUGAGUCCAGGAAAAUUAAGCAGGAAGCGAGAAGCGGAUAACCUUUUAGAAAACAGACACAAGAAAAUAUGUGAGGGUGAUGACAGGAGAUUUGAGAAACUGACUUCAAAGCAACCUGAUGGCAAACACUUGAAGUUCAAUCCCAAAAAGGCUGGAGAUACAGAUGGUGACCAGUUAGGUGUCAAUUUCAGAAAAGGUGAAACUCCCCUGAAAAAUUGAUGAAGUCCUCAAAAUUGAACUUGGAGUCUAAAAUAAGCCCUGCUCCUUCAGAUCAACCUGUGGACUGCUCACAGCAUGCAGCAACUUCAAAACCAAGGAAAGUAAAGCUGAGCAAAAGGAACAGCUGCAAAAAGAUCCAAGAACCAGUAGCUGAGUUCAUGGACAGCAAGUGCAACCAGACGACAAACACAGACAUACAGACAGCACCUGAUGUCUCUCUGAGUAGAGCGUCUUGUUCCAGACGCAUAGAGAAUUCUUCAAAGAAGCCCCUGGCAAAGGCUGAGCAGUCAUUUCUCAAGGAGACAGCAAACUCCAGUCACGCCAAAUGAAAUGGCGUUUCAGAAAUGUCCUGAGUGCAGUUCUCAUACUAAGGAGAAGUGUCUUGUUGCAGUCUGAUCAAGUACCAAAGUUGGUCAAGAUUUCCGAAGAAGUUAUUUUGGGUAAGCCGUGAAAAAAGGAUACAAAUACAGUGACAUUAUACAAAGCACAUUUUGAUAGGUGCACAUACAUGUAACUUCAUUAGGACAGACACUUGCAGACGCCAAACUUGACCUGCACCUUUUUUGCUGUUCUGUUUUAUCCUGGAAGCUAUCUUUGUUUUUUUUCUACGUUGAUUGUCACUCAUUUUUACAAGUUUUCUACAUUGGGUUUAUCCUCCAUUUUCCACCCACAGUGACAGUUUUCUAUUCAUUUAAUUUGAGAGAGCUGAUAAUUCUCUGUAUCGAACACACUUUGAACCUGUCAACUGUUUGAUCACAUGCCUCCUUCCACGCCAUCACUUUAUCCAAUUGAGUCCAAAUGAAACGAAAGCAAAUAUUCUUAUCUCAAAGGCAUCUAUUGCCCUUGCCAGAUGGCCAAAGAGACACGGUCAGGUUUGUGUUAAUCACUUAGCCUCUUAAAUUUUAUCAAAAUGUGCUUAAUCUCUUAUCAAGCCUAUUAAUAUUUGUCACCAUUGAAAAUUUGACUGUCACAGCAGUGAAGAAUCCGGCACCCAUUUCCUGUAAAUUCUUGUUUUACCAGGCUGGUUUCUUUCUGUUUGCACAAAUCUUCAAUGAGAGUGUAAGGUUGGAAUGAAUUUCUUUUUACCUAAGUGUGGUUGACUUUUAACUGAGAAGUGGUUGCUCAUUAUGACAAGGUUGCUAGAACCGGUCACCUGCAGGCAUAGCACGUACAAUAGAGCCUUGUUAUUUAAUAAGAAAAAAAAAAUUCAAGAGACAUGGAACUUCAGAAUUUUACUUCAUACAACAGUAUAUUUGUUAUAACAGUGUUUGUUGUGACUCGUGAAAAGAAUUAUAUAGCAACCAUGUUGUGGAUACAGAACAAAUUGUGUUGAUACCCACAAAUAAUUUAUCAGAAUUUCAUAUUAAUAUUUCCAUUGAAUAGUUUUUUUUCCAAAGUAUCUAAAGUAUAUGUAGGCUUACGUUAUCAUGUAUAUGUGCAUCAGUCUUGAAUUGUUAUUUAAAAAAUUACUUAAUAUUUGUAAGCAUAAGAAAAGUUGUACAUUUAUGAUUUUUUGGACAGCAGUGGAACCUUAUUCAUUGGGAAGCCAUGUUUGAUCGUGUUCCCGGAAUCUUUCUUUAUUUUAUCUUAGUGAAAUUUGUUAAAUGUGGUGGUGCCAGACUAUUUGGGUUCCGAUGAUGCCUCACUUUAAAAUUUGUUUAAAUUGUGGCGUACACAGUGGCGUACACAUGUAGUUAAUCAGAAAUUUCAGCUUGGCAUAAACAUUUACAUGUAAUGAAAUAUUCUUUCAUUGCUUUCAUUUGUAUUCUCGGUUCCCCAAAUCUAAAAUUAACCUCGCUUUUGAUUCAACAUGGCUCCCAUGUGAUUAAGGGCCAAUUCUGUCAUACAAGAAAAACUGCAGCGUUAGUCAAUCAGAUUUAUAGUUGUGCGUGCCGACUCAAACUUAUUAUAAUGUUUAUAUUACAUAACCAUAGACUGCAUGUAGGCAUAGAAAUGGAAUUUAUUGUGGCUAACAUCGUGGAAGUUUCUUUAUUGAAUCGCUGGACAGAACAGAAGCCUUUGCUUGAACGUCGAGUGCGUACCUUUUCACCUCUUUAUUAACUUAUCGAAAAGUAAUAUAAACGUUACGUUUUGUCAAGAUAAAGUUAUGGAUAGGUUUGGCAGAGCUGA